CUAUCUGUUUCUUAACGAUAAACCAAACUUGAUAACUUGAUGCUCUAAAGCAGUCUUUACAAAACCAAAAAAAUGAACAUCUGGCCUAUAAAACACAACUUAAUGCUGAACUAUAUUUUAAUUUAUACGCCAAUGUUAGCCAAUAAUGUAAACAAUUGGAUCCAUAUGCUGGUAUGUACCAGCUUUGAGGUCCAGUCCGGGUUCUGUGCUCUCAGUAAUCAGAUCUGUGGGUGGCUCUUCCUCUUCCACACCGCCGACUGUUGCUUCAGUCAUACUUUCACAAAACAACGGUUGUUUACUGGUUUAAUUUAUGCCAUCACAUCUCGCUUUUAGAAGCUAGUUUUAUAAAGAAAAAGAUGGACUUUAACGUGAAGAGGUUCGCUUCGGACGCGGGUACUUUAUUCAGCCGGGCGGUGCAAUUUACAGAAGAAAAACUUGGCCAGGCUGAGAAGACGGAGUUAGAUGCACAUUUGGAGAAUCUUCUCACCAGAGCCGAAUGCACCAAACACUGGACAGAGAAGAUUUUAAAGCAGACGGAAGUGUUACUGCAGCCAAACCCAAAUGUCCGAAUAGAGGAGUUCCUGUAUGAAAAACUGGAGAAAAAAGCCCCGACACGAAUGAACAAUCAUGAACUUCUGGGUCAAUCCAUGAUCGACUCUGGGAAUGAAUUCGGGCCUGGAGCAGCCUAUGGAAACGCUCUGAUAAAGUGCGGUGAGACAGAGAACCAGAUCGGGGGAGCCGAGCGAGAGUUUAUUCAGAGCUCUGCCAUCAAUUUCCUCACGCCUUUCCGCAACUUUCUGGAGGGCGACUUCAAGACUAUAUUGAAAGAACGCAAACUUCUUCAAAACAAACGACUGGAUCUUGAUGCUGCCAAGACCAAACUGAAAAAAGCCAAAAUGACUGAAGGAAGAGCUCUGGCAGAACAAGAUCUAAAGAUGACACAGAGUGAGUUUGACAGACAGGCAGAGAUCACCAGGCUUCUUCUGGAGGGGAUCAGCAGUACACAUGCACAUCAUCUUCGCUGUUUGCACGACUUUGUGGAGGCGCAGAUGACAUAUUACGCCCAGUGUUACCAGUACAUGGUAGAUCUCCAGAAGCAGUUGGGAAACUUCCCUACGGCUUUCUCUUCCAACAACAACCAAUCAGCAGCCAGCGGUGGGGCAAGUGUCUCAGUCCCCAUCCUGCCUCUAUCAGGCCCUCUUGCUUCCAAUGUAGGCAAUGCUUCUUCAGGUUUCACAGAGCUGCAGAACUUCAGCGGGAGCCGUAAAGCACGGGUGCUCUAUGAUUACGAUGCCGAGAGCAGCAGUGAACUCUCCUUAUUGGCUGAUGAGGUGAUCAUGGUUAGUUGCGUUCCCGGCAUGGAUUCCGAUUGGUUGAUGGGAGAGCGUGGGACUCAGAAAGGAAAAGUGCCUAUUACCUAUCUGGAGCUGCUAAAUUAACAGGAAUAAGUGGCAUUGGAUCCGAAUCAAAAUAUAUAGAAACGUGUAACCCAGCUGUGCUGUGUACAUAUUUAAGACAUGCCAUAUAUGCAAUUAUGACGUGCUGCUCACAUGCAACAGUAUUUCAUUGGAUUUGACCAUGAGGUUUUAACGAGAAGACUGUUUACAGAUCAAUUAAUGCGAUUUUUUUAUGUGACGCAAUAACUGCCAACUUGCCAUUUUAUACAAAACUGCAGGAGUGACUAAUUUGAGUAUUUACAUGUUUACAAAAAGAUGUAUUAAGAUAUCAUUAGCACAGUUUUAUGAAUUGUAAAAUGGUUUCCAUUAUUUACAUGAACUUUUAUUUCAGGUUGUGGAUUAUUUCAAACGAAUGUCUUAACAGAGUGAGAUGGAAACGGAAUAUGACAUUAUUUAUUUCAGGGUCGUAUAGACUCAUUGUAACUAAAAUGUGCCUCAACUAUUAUCUUGAAAUCUCUGCAGUUUAGGUUUUUCUCUAUUCUUUAUUUGAGCACAAAAAGAAAAUGCUUUUUGCACAACCACAGCCUUUCUUGUUAGACAUUAUAAAACAAUUCCUUUUUUAUAUCGUUAAAAACAGUGAUUGAACCUUUAAACUGCAUAUUGAUAAGUUUGAUGUUUUCUAUAUAAUUAAGAAUAGACAGUUGUUUAAAAUACA
This is a messenger RNA of Triplophysa dalaica, 2112 nucleotides long. RefSeq names its product SH3-domain GRB2-like endophilin B1a (gene sh3glb1a). Gene Ontology annotation, biological process: membrane organization. Gene Ontology annotation, cellular component: membrane; cytoplasm. Gene Ontology annotation, molecular function: protein binding. The record is from RefSeq and is a predicted model, not a curated record. The transcript has 9 exons. Bases 357 to 1439 code for a protein of 360 amino acids. Lineage: Eukaryota; Metazoa; Chordata; Actinopteri; Cypriniformes; Nemacheilidae.